This is a messenger RNA of Microdochium trichocladiopsis, 1878 nucleotides long. RefSeq lists its product as uncharacterized. Gene Ontology annotation, molecular function: glycosyltransferase activity. The transcript has 2 exons. The coding region runs from base 326 to 1702 and encodes 458 amino acids. The record is from RefSeq and is a predicted model, not a curated record. Gene Ontology annotation, cellular component: membrane. NCBI's taxonomy places the organism in Eukaryota, Fungi, Ascomycota, Sordariomycetes, Xylariales, Microdochiaceae.
CCUAUCCCGCCCCGACCCAGCGCAGACUUCACUCCAGGUCUGGACCACAUCCACAUGCUCAAUCUCGAUAUCCUGAUGCUGCCCUUUGUCGAGAAUAUAUCUCACGCUUCGCCAAUCACCUGAGAGCAACCGUGGCGACGAGCGCCCCCACCAACCUUUCUCGGCACUGCACCACGAGCGCACGGCUAGGCUCUUCGACAACCCUCGAUUCGCGAGUCCGACCGCAGCGCAGACAAGGUCCACUGCAAGCGAACCGUACAUAGGAGCAGCAUUAUCACGAAGCCGCGAAGCUGCAGAAAUCGCUGGCUGGGGCCACGGUGGUACAAUGCGUCGCGCGUACCGGAGCGCCAGGCUCACGAUCAUACUCGUUAUAUCUGUGCUGGUCCUCUACAGCCUGACGCCAUACGACAGCUCAAUACGAUCGUUCUUUCGGUUCCACUCCAACGUCAUCGAAGACUACGUCCAAGAGAAGCACCCGAGCGAUGCCUGGCUCUUCAAGGAACAGCGAUGGCCCGUUGACGCCGCCAAGGACAUUGGCAUAAUUGUCAAAACUGGGUUCGGCACGAGAGAUCGCGUGCCCCGUGCGCUAUAUGCACUCGCCAACGAAAGCUUAAUCGCCGACAUAGUCGUGACACAAGACUUUCCCGUAUCCAACAAGGCAAAGGAUCAGUACAAACUGGCAGGCAAGCCGGUGCCGGUGGUCGACAUUGUUGGCUGGAACCUCGAGAGAGGCGCCUUGGCCGCUGCCGAGCACCUGGAACGCAUAAGCAAAUACAGGCAUCUCGCCGCUGCGGUCGAGGCGGAAGAGUGGCAGCUCGCAGACGGGCUGGGCAAGAGCAUGGGCUGGGAGCUGGAUGCUCUGAAGUUCUUGUCGAGUCUGGAGUAUGUCUGGCUCAAUAUGCCAAAGAAGAAGUGGUACCUCAUGCUGGACGACGACACUUAUGUCAUCAAACACUCGUUGAAUCUGCUGCUGGGUCACUUGGACCCCGCAAAGCCACAGCUUAUCGGAAAUCCAGUCGGCGACUACAAGGGACGCUUUCCCCACGGAGGCUCGUCAGUGAUCAUUUCCGGCUCUGCUAUGAGCAAGCUAUACGACCUGAACCCCCAAGUCGUUGCCGAGGGCCAUCUCGAGUCGGCCUCCAUCACGUGGGGCGACAAGUUGCUGUCGACGACCUUUAUGAAGGUCGGCGUCUAUCUUGACGAGACAUACCGGCGCAUGUUCAACGGCGAGAACCCGUGGACGACGAGGAUGUGGAUCGACCGUUUCUGCGCGCCGCUGCUGUCCUUCCAUGCCCUUGGUGACAAAGAGACGAUGGAGGAAGUGAGCAUCACGUUCGGGAAGAUGACAAAACCGGUCUUCUGGCGCGACCUCGCCGACAUUUACGGGGCGCCCUCGUUCAGCUCAUUCCUCGAGGAGCCCAUACGGGCCAACAUGGAGUACGUCGGCCGGCUGGACGAGUACAGCACCACGGUGCAGAAUGUGGACAGCGUCGAGAAGUGCCAACGCAUCUGCCAGUUCCAAAACUCGGACAGGUGCCUGGCCUGGAGCUACGACCCGCGCACCAAGGUGUGCAACCAUGCGCCGUGGGCGAUCAUUGGAGACUACCUGGAGGGACGGUUGUCGGGAAUCAAUCCCCAGCUCGCUACGACUGCUGCCAACCGGUGUCAUCCACUCCCUGCUGCCUUGACCAGCUUGUACUGAGUCCAGCGCCAUCUUCUUUGGGAGUGUUUUUUCUUGCGGCAUUGGGUCGGUGGAGGACACUGGCCCCUGGCGUUCUGGGCAUUUUCACAUGUGCAAUCCUGGGGAUACAUCCACCACAUAAUAUGAUAGACUUUAGAGCUUAGAGAAUGGCUCUUGUGACGAGAUUCAUCACGCUG